CACUCCGGGGACCGUUAUUUAGCCGUUAACCGGCCGCUCGCCCCUCCCCACUCUUCCCACCGCCCAGAUGGAGCGUUUCCCAGCUUCUCUGAGGUUCGGAGGCUGAAGCUCUUAGUUCUUUCUGCUGCCCUCAGAGGCAGCAGGUAGCAGCUCGCGUGGGCGCCCAGUCCAGGGUGCCCAUUUAGUUCUUCAAAGAUAUUUACAGCUAGAAGAGAGAAAAUGGAAAAGCAAAAGCCUUUUAAACUGUUUGUACCACCAAGAUUGAGCAGCAGUCAAGUAUCGGCGGUGAAACCUCAGACCUUAGGGGGAGGAGAUUCUAGUUUCUUUAAGAGUUUCAACAAAUGUAUUGAAGAUGAUUAUGGCUUUCCAUUUGCAAUGACUACUCUCUCCAAAAAUGUGGAAAACAUUGAUUCAGAUCCUGUCUUACAAAAAGUUAACUUUUUGCCCAUGCUUGAACAGAUUGGUAAUUCUGACAGUUGUCGCUAUCAAGUAGGACUAAAAGACUCUGGUUUUGAGAAUUCAGAGCCAAUAAGCAGACUAUAUUCAAAACUAUAUAAGGAGGCUGAAAAGAUCAAAAAAUGGAAAGUGAGUGUAGAAUCUGAACUGAAGCAGAAGGAAAAUAAGUUGCAAGAAAAUAGAAAGAUAAUUGAAGCACAGCGAAAAGCCAUUCAAGAACUACAGUUUGGAAAUGAAAAAGUAAGUUUGAAAUUAGAAGAAGGAAUUCAAGAAAAUAAAGAUUUAAUAAAAGAGAAUAAUGCUACAAGGCAUUUGUGUAACCUACUCAAAGAAACCUGUGGUAGAUCUGCAGAAAAGACAAAGAAAUAUGAAUACGAACGGGAAGAAACCAUGCAAGUUUAUAUGGACCUAAAUAAUAACAUUGAGAAAAUGAUAGCAGCUUUUGAGGAACUUCGUGUGCAAGCUGAGAAUUCUAGAUUGGAAAUGCAUUUUAAGUUAAAGGAAGAUUAUGAAAAAAUCCAACACCUUGAAGAAGAAUACAAGAAGGAAGUAAAUGACAAGGAAAAGCAGGUAUCCCUACUAUUGAACCAAAGCACUGAGAAAGAUAAUAAAAUGAAAGAGUUAACAUUUUUGCUAGAGGAAUACAGAGAUAAAGUUAAUCAAUUAGAAGAAAAGACAAAAUUACAGAAUGAAAACUUAAAAGAAUCAAAUGAGAAACGGGAUCAUUUGACUUCAGAACUAGAAGAUACUAAAGUGUCUUUGCAAAGAAGCAUGAGUACUCAAAAGGCUUUAGAGGAAGAUUUACAGAUAGCAACAAAAACAAUCUAUCAGCUCACUGGAGAAAAAGAAGCUCAAAUGGAAGAGUUUAAUAAAGCUAAAGCUGCUCAUUCAUUUGUGGUUACUGAACUUAAAACUACUAUCUGCAACUUGAAAGAAUUAUUGAGAACAGAACAGCAAAGAUUGGAGAAAGAUGAAGAUCAAUUGAAAAUACUUACCAUGGAGCUUCAAAAGAAAUCAAGUGAACUCGAAGAGAUGACUAAUUUUAAAAACAACAAAGAAGUAGAACUUGAAGAAUUGAAAAAAGUCUUGGCAGAAAACCAAAAGCUUUUAGAUGAAAAGAAACAAUUUGAGAAGAUUGCUGAAGAAUUAAAAGGAGCAGAACAAGAACUAAUAGGUCUUCUCCAAACCAGAGAGAAAGAAGUGCAUGAUUUGGAAAUAAAACUAACUGCCUCUGCAACAAGUGAACAGCAUUAUUCAAAACAGGUUAAAGAUCUGAAAACUGAGCUUGAAAAUGAGAAGCUUAAGAAUACUGAAUUAACUGCAAGCUGCAACAAGCUUUCACUUGAAAACAAAGAACUAGCACAAGAAACAAAUGAUAUGGUCCUGGAAAUCAAGAAACAGCAAGAAGAUAUUAAUAAUAGAAAAAAGCAAGAAGAGAGGAUGUUGAAACAAAUAGAAAAUCUGGAAGAAGCAGAAACACAAUUAAGGAAUGAACUAGAAUCUGUGAGACAAGAGCUAAAACAGAAAGGAGAUGAAGUUAAAUGUAAAUUGGACAAGAGUGAAGAAAAUGCUCGAAGCAUUGAAUGUGAAGUUCUGAAAAAAGAUAAACAAAUGAAGAUCCUAGAAAACAAGUGUAACAAUUUAAAGAAACAAGUUGAAAAUAAAAGCAAGUAUAUUGAAGAACUUCAGCAGGAGAAUAAGGCCUUGAAAAAAAAAGGUACAGCAGAAAGCAAGCAACUGAAUGCUUAUGAGAUAAAGGUCCGUAAGUUAGAAUUAGAAGUAGAAAGUGCCAAACAAAAAUUUGAAGAAAUGACUGAGAGCUAUCAAAAAGAAAUUGAGGACAAAAAGAUAUCAGAAGAAAAUCUUUUGGGAGAGGUUGAGAAAGCAAAAGUAAUAGCUGAUGAAGCAGUAAAAUUACAGAAAGAAAUUGAUAUACGAUGUCAACAUAAAAUAGCUGAAAUGGUAGCACUUAUGGAAAAACAUAAGCACCAAUAUGAUAAGAUUGUUGAAGAAAGAGACUCAGAAUUAGGACUUUAUAAGAGCAGAGAACAAGAACAGUUAUCAGUGAAAGCAUCUUUGGAAAUUGAACUAUCUAAUCUUGAAAAUGAACUUUUGUCUGUUAAGAAGCAACUUGAAAUAGAAAGAGAAGAAAAAGAAAAACUCAAAACAGAGGCAAAAGAAAACAUAGUAACUCACAAAGAAAAAAAAGACAAGAAAACACAGACAUCUUUGUUGGAAACACCUGAAACUAGUCAUCGGAAAUUUGAUUCUAAAGCAGCUUCUUCACAAAAUAUAUCUCGAAAUUUCACAUCAGUUGAUCAUGGCAAAUCCAAAGAUAGAAGAGACUAUCUGUGGACAUCUUCCAAAAGUACUUUAUCUACACCAAAGGCAUAUACAGUGAAGACACCAACAAAAAUGAAAAUACAUCAAAGAGAAAACAAGAAUAAACCCAUUGAAGAAAGUAACAAAAAGAGAAAAAUGGUCUUUGAAUUCGAUAUUAAUUCGGAUAGCUCAGAACCUAAUGAUCUUUUGAGCAUGGUUUCAGAGGAAGAGACAUUGAAAAAACUAUGCAAGAAUAAUAAUCCACCAACUUCUCAUCUUUGUGUCAGAACACCAAAAAAAGACUCCUUCAUCUCUAACAGCCCCUGGAUCUUCAGUGAAGGUUGGAUCUAUAAGAACAAUACAAGAGGAUCGUUGGUCUAUAAUAUCUAAAAUGGA
Molecule: messenger RNA, 3174 nt
Organism: Microcebus murinus (gray mouse lemur)
Lineage: Eukaryota; Metazoa; Chordata; Mammalia; Primates; Cheirogaleidae
Source: RefSeq, a predicted model, not a curated record